Messenger RNA from Gastrolobium bilobum, 3276 nucleotides. RefSeq names its product protein-tyrosine-phosphatase MKP1. The coding region runs from base 395 to 2917 and encodes 840 amino acids. Gene Ontology annotation, biological process: protein dephosphorylation. Lineage: Eukaryota; Viridiplantae; Streptophyta; Magnoliopsida; Fabales; Fabaceae. The transcript has 3 exons. Gene Ontology annotation, molecular function: protein tyrosine/serine/threonine phosphatase activity. The record is from RefSeq and is a predicted model, not a curated record.
UAACAAUUCAAUACUUUUCUUUCUUGUUUGCCCAUUUCAAAAUUCCAAUUCCCUUCUCUUCUUCUCUUCACCCUCUCAAAUCCCUUUAUCCCUCUCUAUCUAUCUCUUCACACAACUCAAAAAAAUCUCAUCUUUCUUUCUCUCCAUUGAUCCCUUUCAAUUUUCACUCCAAGAUUCAGACGCGCUUUUCCGUUACUCAAUUCUCUCUCUUUUAUCUGUGGGUCGUUUUCUUUUCUCAAAUGCUUGAUCCUACAUGACUUGGAUUUCUCAAAUUCUCUCAUUAUUGCCCAGAAUUUCUGCGUAGUGCAGAAAACCUAAGGGCUAGGGCUGUUCCAAUCUUUCUGGGUUUUGUUGAGAAUUUUCCUCAAAAGAAACGAUUUUGCUGCAACUGGGCAUGGUGGGUAACGAUGAUGCUCGUGCGAAAAUGUUCUGGCGGUCGGCUUCUUGGUCCUCUUCCCGCUCCGCCGCCGCCGCCAACAAUAACAGCAACACUUCCGGCGAGGCGGAGAAAGAUUAUGCGGCGGAUCGUGACAGCAUCAACGGCCAGAACCGGAGGUUUCCUCCGCCCCCAUUGACCCCUCGAUCGCAGCAAAAUUGCAAGGCGCGGUCGUGCUUGCCGCCGCUGCAGCCGCUAUCAAUUGCUCGCCGGAGCUUGGAUGAGUGGCCGAAGGCUAGCUCCGACGACAUAGGGGAGUGGCCACAGCCGCCUACAACCCCUGGUGGUGGUGGGAGAGGUAAUAAUAAUGGUGAAAGGUUGAAACUUGAUUUGUCUUCUAUCCAGCAGAACCAUGAUAAUAAGAAUAAUAAUGGUGGGCUUGUGAAGAGGGAUAAGAUUGCUUUUUUUGAUAAGGAAUGCUCAAAAGUUGCUGAUCAUGUGUAUCUUGGUGGUGAUGCUGUUGCUAGGGAUAAGGAUAUUUUGAAACAGAAUGGGAUAACCCAUGUUUUGAAUUGUGUGGGUUUUGUGUGUCCUGAGUACUUCAAGAAUGAUUUUGUGUAUAGGACUUUGUGGCUGCAGGAUAGUCCAUCUGAGGAUAUUACUAGUAUUCUGUAUGAUGUGUUUGACUACUUUGAGGAUGUUAGGGAACAAAGUGGGAGAGUUUUUGUGCAUUGUUGCCAAGGGGUGUCUAGGUCAACUUCUCUGGUGAUUGCUUACCUCAUGUGGAGGGAAGGGCAGAGUUUUGAUGAUGCUUUUCAGUUUGUGAAGGCGGCGAGAGGUAUUGCUGAUCCGAAUAUGGGUUUUGCUUGCCAAUUGUUACAGUGCCAGAAAAGGGUCCAUGCAUUCCCUCUUAGCCCUAGCUCUUUGUUGAGAAUGUAUAGAAUUGCGCCACACUCACCGUAUGAUCCUUUGCAUCUUGUCCCCAAAAUGUUGACGGAUCCUUCUCCAUCUGCUAUGGACUCCAGAGGUGCAUUUAUAGUACACAUUCCUUCUGCAAUAUAUGUUUGGAUUGGUAAGAAUUGUGAGGCCAUCAUGGAAAGGGAUGCCAGAGGUGCUGUGGGUCAGAUUGUACGCUAUGAGAGAGUGCAAGGACAUGUUAUAAUGAUCAAGGAAGGUGAGGAACCAGCUUACUUUUGGGAUGCUUUUUCAAAAUUCUUGCCUUUGAUGGAUAAAUCUGGUGAUAAAGUAGAAAAUAGCAAAUCAAGUGUUAAGAUUUGGCCUGGUGAGAGAAAAGUGGACUCAUACGAUGUUGAUUUUGAAGUUUUCAAAAAAGCAAUCACGGGAGGUUUUGUGCCUCCAUUUGCAUCAUCAGAGGAUGAACAUGAAAUCCAUCUUCCCGCAAGAGAGGGUAGUUGGAGUUUUUUAAGGCGUAAAGUUUCCUCUGCUACUCUGAAGGAGUUUGUCUCAGCCCCUAAGUUAUCCUUUCCAAGGGUUUAUUCAGAUUCCAUGUUGUGUAUUCGUACAUCAGAAAAUUCAUCUCCAUGCUCGUCACUUUUGUCAUCAUCAUCUUCACCCUUAUAUGUCUCUCCAGAUUCCAUUUCUUCCGAUUCCAGCACUCAUUCAAAGUUGACAGAAUUGUCCCCAGAUUCAUCCUCUGCAGUUUUGACUUCUAUUCCGGUAUCUUCAUCAUUGUCUAACUUUUCUAAUUUGUCUCUCUCGUCAAAUUCUACUUCUCAACUAGUGUCUAACAGUAGAAAUAUCCAUGGUGUCCAGUUAUCACAUCCUCGGUCUCAGUCAACCUCUUUGCCAUUGACAAAACCAUCAACUUCCCUUGCUGAACGCAGAGGUAGUUUGUCAAAGUCUUUGAAGUUGCCAGUAAUAAAUGAUAAGACACAAGUUAUAGAUAAACCAUCGAAUUUUCAUGCUAGUCAAGAGUAUGGUGUUCCUGUUAACGGCAAUGUUAGCAAUUUGCAACCAUCAGAUAAUGAAGAUUAUUUUUGUGAGUCCAAUGACCAUGUCAAGGAUAGAGGCAUGAAUUCAAUUCAACAGUGUGAGCUAGCAUCAUGUCCUGGCAUUUUUGAUUGUGUGGAUUACAAGGAGAGGAACUGUGUUGAGCCUUUGAUAGAUUGUUCCUCAAGAGAAGGCCUGAAGUCUACAUCAUCAAAAGGAAUUAAUGAGAGUGGCGUAUUGCAAUAUAAUCUGACGCAAUCUUUAGUAUAUCACUGGCCCAGUUUAGAAAAGAUUGAAACAUUUGGCACAAGUCAUCUGGAUUCUAAAGCUGCUUUUGUCAUAUUCUCUCCAAGUAUGCAUGCACAUGCAAGAAACAUUUUAUAUUUUUGGGUAGGGAAGUCUUUCAAUUGUGAUGCUUCACAGGUUCGGUUAGAUAGUGAUAGAAAGUUAGAUUUCAUUGGAGCAGUUGACUGGAAUCGAAUUGGUUGUGAUCUCCUUGCUCGGUUUAGUUUGCCAGAGAAUACAGUUAUCAAGAUUGUUAAAGAGAAUGAAGAACCGCGGGAGUUCCUUGCUUUGCUGAGUUCAUUGUAGAACAAAAGAUACUGGGAGAAUCCUGAGUUCAAGUAACCUUUCUGGCGUCUACAGCUGUCUCUGUGCAUUCCAAUUUUUCAGGCACUAAUUUGAUCUUCCCCUGGGAAAAGAAACCCGGCGAGGAGACAAGUCAAUUGUAGCUGGGCUGAUUGUACAGUGCUUUAACACCCUCAACCUAGACAUUCAUGUUCAACAUACUGAAAUUUCUUGCACAUUCUCAUGUUAUUUAAAAAAAAAAAAAAAACUAUCUCUCUUUAGCUCUCUCUCUAGACAUGUGGAAAGUUUAUUCCUUUAGAUCUGAACAAACGAAUCCGUGAUUGAGAAUUUCUAAAUUGAAAGAAAAGCUGGAUGAUAUACUU